Molecule: messenger RNA, 1329 nt
Organism: Paramecium tetraurelia
Lineage: Eukaryota; Ciliophora; Oligohymenophorea; Peniculida; Parameciidae
Exons: 3
Source: RefSeq, a predicted model, not a curated record
AUGCAAGUUUUUUCGAUAAAAUAUUGCUUAAUCUUAAUAUACUAAGAGAAUAAACUUUAAAUAUAUAUUUUAUUUUAAUUUUACUAGAGUAUCAAAAAAGAUUUGAGAAAACAUAAUUACGCAUUAUUAGAGUUUAAAGCAAAUUUGGAUUUGAAUUUUUAUUUAAAUAAUAAUAAAAGUUAACGAAGAUGUCCAAAACACUUCUUGCUCUAUUGCUCAUCUCCAUGCUCGCUUUUAGCGCUCAAGGUAAACUACACAUUUAUAUCCUCACUAACCCCCAUAUAUUAUUUAUUUAUACACAAAUUCAUAUCUCCUGACUCAACUGAAUUAAUAUCCUUUUAGCUGCUACAAGCUCAAUCAUCAUCAGAGGAAGAAUCAGAAGAAAGCUCAGAAGAAAGUUCAGACCUUUUAGCUUAAUCAUCAUCAGAGGAGGAGGAAUCAGAAGAAGAAGAGUCAGAAGCUUAAUCAUCAUCCGAGGAAGAAGAAGAAGAGGAAGAAGAAUCAGAUGCUUAAUCAUCAUCAGAAGAAGAGUCUGAAGAGGAAGAAGAAUCCGAUGCCUAAUCAUCAUCAGAGGAAGAAUCAGAAGAAGAGGAGGAAUCAGAUGCCUAAUCAUCAUCAGAAGAAGAAUCAGAAGAGGAAGAGGAAUCUGAUGCUUAAUCAUCAUCAGAAGAAGAAUCAGAGGAAGAGGAAGAAGAAUCUGAUGCCUAAUCAUCAUCUGAAGAAGAAUCAGAAGAGGAAGAGGAAUCAGAUGCUUAAUCAUCAUCAGAAGAAGAAUCUGAAGAAUCAGAAGAAGAAUCAGAUGCUUAAUCAUCAUCUGAAGAAGAAUCAGAAGAGGAAGAGGAAUCAGAUGCUUAAUCAUCAUCAGAAGAAGAAUCUGAAGAAUCAGAAGAAGAGUCUGAAGCUUAAUCCUCAUCAGAAGAAGAAUCAGAAGAAUCAGAAGAGGAAUCUGAAGCUUAAUCUUCAUCCGAAGAAGAAUCAGAAGAAUCAGAAGAAGAAUCUGAAGCUUAAUCCUCAUCAGAGGAAGAAUCUGAAGAAUCAGAGGCUUAAUCAUCAUCAGAAGAAGAAUCUGAAGAAGAAGAAGAAUCAGAGAGAUUGAACUUCCGUUUACAUUAUGCCGAAGCAGCUGCCACCACAACCACAACUAAACCAGCAGCAACAACCACCACCACCACAACACCACCACCAGCAGCUGCCACUACAACCACAACCACAACACCCUCAACCACCAAGAAUGGAGCUAUACUAGCAGCCAGUUUAGUCUUAGCCGCCAUCGUUUUCUGAUAAAUAUAAAGAAUAUUUAAAAUAAGUUUAUCCUAUAUUAAAUUUAUU